Suillus subalutaceus is the source of this 2683-nucleotide messenger RNA. Its product is annotated as ATP-dependent DNA ligase. The record is from RefSeq and is a predicted model, not a curated record. Bases 6 to 2342 code for a protein of 778 amino acids. The transcript is spliced from 9 exons. Gene Ontology annotation, cellular component: DNA ligase III-XRCC1 complex. Gene Ontology annotation, molecular function: DNA ligase (ATP) activity; ATP binding; DNA binding. Lineage: Eukaryota; Fungi; Basidiomycota; Agaricomycetes; Boletales; Suillaceae. Gene Ontology annotation, biological process: DNA recombination; mitochondrial DNA repair; lagging strand elongation.
GUCGGAUGUCAAUCGAAUGUCAAAGCAUUCAAGCUACAGCCGCAAUGUCUAAACGCGCCCAAGCAUCGCCAUCAACGUCUCAGCCUAAGCGAGUAAAAUUCGCCUCAGAUCAGUCAUCAUUGAAGACUUUUUUUGGGUCUUCUCCAAGGCUUACUCCUCCGGCCAAUUCUGGGGCAGAGAAGGGAGCGAAUAAUGUCACAGGACCAGUACCGAAACAACUGAACGCAAAGAAGAUUGCUACACCAGAUAUCAUUGACCUGACUUCGGAUUCUGAACCUACGUUCAGAGAUUGUAGAUCUGACAAUGGUCUUCCUGCCGCAGCUCCACAAGUAGGCGAUGUUGGUGGCUCAUCAGGGGUUGUCCGACCUAGUAGUUCUAAGACGCCUUCAAGGCGCCUUCCCAUGAAAAAUGAUAUCGCUGCCUUGCCAAAUUAUCAGCCACUAGGAAUCGACCCCUUUUCCAAUGAGCCGGCGCCAUAUUCAUUCCUCGUUCAUGCCCUCGUCACGCUAUCAGGAACACGAUCCAGGACAAUCAUUCUCAACACUCUUACCAACACGCUAAGGACUUUACUCAAUUGGCAUAGGCCAUCCCUACUGCCAUCGCUAUAUCUCCUUUCUAAUUGCUUGUCUCCUCCGUACUCUCCGGUCGAGCUGGGCAUUGGCUCCUCGGUUAUAUCCAAGGCAAUUCAACAUAUCUCCGGCCUGACCUCCUCUGCGCUUAGGCGACUCUACAAUUCAUUCGGCGACCCUGGUGAUGUUGCAUUUGAAGCAAAGUCAAAUGUUCGCACCUUGGUGCCUCAUUCUCCACUAAUCAUCGUGGCUGUGUACGAAUGCUUAUUGAAAAUUGCCAACUCUAAGGGACAAGGCGCAGCCAAACAGAAGCAAGCCAUCGUCGAGAAACUCCUUGUAGCAGCUAAAGGAGAAGAGUCGCGUUACCUUGUCCGUACCUUAUCGCAGAAUCUACGCGUCGGAGCAGUCAGGACCUCCAUCCUGACUGCACUGGCAAGAGCGUUGGUUUUGACAUCGCAAACUAGUCUGGGAGGUCUUGAUCACGAUCAUUCGCCAUACCAUGCUACCUCGAAAUUAAUCUCCUUGGUUCAACCCCUCGCAGCUGAAGGGAAGAAAGUUCCUGAUGCUGCCCGCGAAAAACUUCACGAAAAAUUCAUCCGGGCUGAAGCGUUGGUUAAAAAAGUGUUCGUUCAACAUCCGAAUUAUGAACACAUCGUAGCUGGUCUCUUCAACGGCGGAUUGGAUAAUCUUGACCUACAUGUCCCUUUGACCGUCGGUGCGCGUUUCGCUCCCCUACCCCAUGAACAACCUGAUAAAUCAUUGAUAGGAAUUCCCUUGCAUCCGACUCUGGAAUUCAAGUAUGAUGGUCAACGCGCUCAGAUUCAUGGGGUACGAGGAGUGAAUAACGACAAUCCUUCCAUUCGAAUUUUCUCCCGUCAUCUAGAAGAUAUGACCACCAAAUAUCCCGACAUCGUUCAUCUUGUUAAAUCCAUUUUCAAAAAGCAGCCGCAGCUGCAAUCUUUUAUUAUCGACUCUGAGAUUGUUGCUAUAGAUCCAUCCGACGGCGGCCUGAAGUCAUUCCAAGAGCUCUCGAACAGGGCAAGGAAGGACGUGGAAAUGAACGAUAUUAAAGUUUCUGUUUGCGUGUAUGCCUUCGAUCUAAUGUAUCUAGAUGGUGAGGUCUUGCUUGCACAGCCCUUUCGAGAGAGGCGCUCUCUGCUGAAGUCUCGCUUUCCACCUUUCUCAACAAGUGACAAGGGAGCAGGUCGUCUUGACCACGUUGAAAGCUGUGAGAGCGAGGCUGGCAAAGACGCUAUUGAGGAGUUUUUGGCAGAAAGCUAUAGAGAGCCGCACCGAGGUGACGCUAUGCAAGAAGACGGAGCGCAGAAAGGAAACGGAAAGCGGAAACCUUUACCCGCGACGUACGAACCUGAUAAACGAACAUCUGCUUGGUUGAAGCUGAAAAAGGACUACGUUGUUGGCCUCGGGGAUACCCUCGAUAUGGUUCCUAUUGGAGCGUGGCAUGGGAACGGAAGGAAAGCAGGGUGGUGGAGUCCAGUUUUGCUUGCUAUUCGAGAUCCCAGGAAUGACUGCCUCGUUGCCGUUUGCAAGUGUAUGUCCGGCUUCAGGCCCGAAGUUUACUUCAGGCCCCAUGAGGUGUGGGAGAUACGAGGGGCAGAUGUCACUUUGAGCCCCGUAUCUCUAGCAGCAUUGGGCCUCGGCUCCUCAUCGAGAGGCCUUAGUCUAAGGUUUCCGCGAUUUAUUAAGACCCGAGAAGAUAAAUUACCGGAGCAAGCCAGUACUACAGAUUUUCUGGCUCAGAUAUGGAAAUGACCAACAGGGGAAAUCCAGGCCUACUGCGGGGGGACGUCGAUGAUGGUGAUUUAGUCGAUGUAGAGCCAGAGGAGGUCGCCGGAGGAACAGAGGAGUCGGAUGGUUGACUCCAAACCUAAGGGUUUAGGUUAACUUUCAUUUUGGCCAGGCUUUUGGGUAUUCCCGUUUGCAGAGACUUCGCACUACGCAUCAGCUUUACAUACGUUCAUGCACAUAAAUCAUACGAUAGGGUAAACACGGAGCAAAUCCCAGACAGCAUACAGUAAUACAGUUCCGUCAUUGGAACAAUAAAAUAUAAAUCAGAAUCCAGGAGAAAGAAUUUAAACCUUGACACUAUGCCA